GUGUGGACUCGGGCCAGCAGGAGGAGGAAGAAAAUUGGAAGAAGAAGAGAGAAUGGGGAAUGAGAAUGGGAAGGGAAUACUACCACUACUAAUACGAAGAAGCUUAUUUUGAGGAAUGCCGACGACAACGUGCAAUGACCCCAACAACAAACUAACAAUCUUCCUCCUCCUCCUUGUUGUUAUGCUUUUUUAUUAUUCUUAUUCUGAUUCUGCCUUAGUGGGCCAGUGGAUAUGUUGUUGUGUUGUUCCGAUUGAUUCCUAUUGAACGAAUACUAUCAUACUUCACAGCUUCUCAAUCACAGACAGACAGCACCAGGGUGAGUGAGUGAGUGAGUGAUUGGGGCAGGAGGGGCUGCUGCUGCUGCAACUGCAACCAAAAACAAGGCGAUGGCCUCUCUCGAGUUGGCCAAUGCUGCUUUGAAGGAAAUCGAGAGGCUGCGUAAAGAGCAAGAGCUUGUUAUUCGCAAAAUUAACAAUUAUCAUUCCAAGCUCCAGCAGUCUCCUGAACAAGCGGACCACAUGAAAGAUGAUUCUUGGAUAAAGCUGCGGACUUACUACAUCAAGGCGAAGACCUUGGCUGAAGAUGAAGCAACUGUUUCCACUAAUUGCAUUGAGCAUCUGACUGGGUUGUUACCUGGCCAAGCGCCCCCCAACCGCAAGAAACCAGGCGGCUCCAUGUUACAAACAGAUCCCAACGAAAAGAAACGAAAGCGAGUUAGAGCAGAUGAUUCAACUCGACUGUCUUCCCCCACUCAGCGAAGCACAAGUGUUGCCUAUAAUAAUUUAGCAUCUGGAGAUCAGGUAGCAGCUCGUAUUUCAGGCGAUGGUGCAGAAAAUGAUGAGUGGAUCGUGGUGAAAUUGACGAAGUAUGACCGUGAAACAAACAGGUUUGAAGUGAUUGACGAAGAGCCUGACGAUGAAGGAAAUGGCCAAAGAAAGUACAAGUUACCUGCAUCACAAAUCAUUCCUUUUACAAAGAGAUCGGAUGUGUCCAACGCACCAGACUUCCCUGUGGGGACCCAAGUUCUGGCUGUUUACCCUGGUACAACUGCAUUAUAUAAAGCAUCGGUUGUUGGGCCUCAACGCAAGAAACGAAGCGAUGAGUAUUCACUUGAGUUUGACGGCGACGAAGAAGACGGAGUAGCUGGCCUUCCAACAAAGACCGUCCCUUUCUAUCACGUUGUGCAACUACCAAGUGGACACCGGCAAUGAUAACACACAAGAAUAACACCGAUGCCAGCUCUGAAGUUUUUUGGUAAUUUACUUCCAUGUGCAUGUUGUAAAAGCCAUCCAUCAAAUUGGAUGCAGGGAGCACUAAGCUUCUAGAAAUUGUACGAUGUUAAAUAGAACCAUAUCAGGUAGAACUCGGUUUUUAUGCUUGCUCCACUCCACCACCAACACGUACAGAUGUAGAAGAUGGAACAAGAGCUAGAGAGCUUGGAACUUCCUACUGUAAUCAUGGCUGGUAAUGAUGGAGCACAAGCCUAUACAGACUUUUCGAUCAACCAUCUGAUUAUGAUAGACCUUUGUAUAUACUAUUUUUACUGGAAAGAAAGCAUUUGUUCACAAUUU
This is a messenger RNA of Physcomitrium patens, 1572 nucleotides long. RefSeq names its product SAGA-associated factor 29 homolog A. The record is from RefSeq and is a predicted model, not a curated record. Gene Ontology annotation, cellular component: SAGA complex. Lineage: Eukaryota; Viridiplantae; Streptophyta; Bryopsida; Funariales; Funariaceae.